AUGACGAAACCCCAAACGCCCCUUUGCACGCCUAGAGAAAAGAACCGCAGAGAGGAACAAGGAGGACCUGCAAACAAGGCCGCCAAGCCCAGCUAUUUAAGCGUCCUGAACCUGGCCUUAACUAGACGCUAUAUUCAAGUUCAACCACAGAGAACAGAAGACUCAUACGCUAGUCGCAAGAUUCUUCAGAAUUUGUUAAUAUAUGAUAGUUUUGCCCAGUAUCUGGUAACGGAGAAGGGUUAUGACAAAGACUUGCUGACUUUAGCUCCAGACAGCUUAGACUUCUGUUGUAAAGGUUUGGUGUUGGACAUUGAAGAAGGAAAUUUCCUGAAACUCGCAGAAGAUGGAACGGUUUUAAGAACAUAUGGAAGGAGGGAGUGGAAGCAUUUUAAUACAGUCAGUGGAAUGGUUUCCCGCUCAGCUAAAUACUAUUUGUAUGAUAAUUAUUUUGACCUGCCAGGAGCUCUCUUAUGUGCAAGGGUUGUGGACAGCUUAGAUCAGCAUGAUGGUCAGAAAAAAUAUGACUUCUGGAAGGACAUGGUGGCUGCUAUCCAGCACAAUUAUAAAAUAUCAGCUUUUAAAGAAGACUGUGGGACAUAUUUCCCAGAAGUGAAAAAUCAUCCAGACAAAUAUUUACAAAGAUGUCCUGAGUCUGUAAAAAAGUGGCUGAAACAACUGAAGAGUGCUGGGAAGAUUCUGCUAUUAAUUACUAGUUCUCACAGUGACUAUUGCAGGCUCCUCUGUGAACAUAUUCUUGGGAAUGAUUUUGAAGAGUAUUUUGACAUUGUGAUUACAAAUGCUUUGAAACCUGGUUUCUUCUCCCAUACCCCAAACCAAAGACCUUUUCGAACUCUUGAGAAUGACGAGGAGCAGGAGGCUCUGCUAUCCCUGGACAAGCCCGGCUGGUAUUCCCAAGGAAAUGCUAUCCAGCUCUAUGAACUGCUGAAAAAGAUGACUGGCAAGCUGGAUCCCAAGGUUGUUUAUUUUGGUGACAGCAUGCACUCAGAUAUUUUCCCAGCUCAUCACUAUAGCAACUGGGAAACCGUCUUCAUCCUAGAGGAGCUUCUAGGGGACAAAGUUACGGUGCCUGCAGAGGCCGAAUCUGAGCCCUUGGAGAAGAAAGGAAAAUACGAGGGAGAUGAGCCCAAAGCUCCUUACUUUGUAUCUAAACAGUGGGGCUCUUUCUUCGUGGACCGAUUGCCAGGCCUGGAAAAUGCAGAGGAAACCUUAGUUCGCACGUGGUCCUGUAAAUGUAUUAGCACUUACAGCACUAUUGCAAUCCCUAGUCUUGAAGCAAUAGCAGAUUUACCACUGGAUUAUAGAUUUACACGAUUUUCCUCAAAUAGCUCAGCAACUGCCGGGUACUACCCAAGCCCUCCAAGAGCACUGCUGCCAAAUGAGGAGUCAGUGACUAUGAAAUAGGUUGGCGUUUUUUCCUUAAAUAACCCUGUGGUCCUUACUUAAACUACUAUCAAAUGCUAAUUGGUGAAAAUGUUGUGUGAUGCUUCAUAAAAUAGAGUGAUGGAUUAAAGCAGACUCCUGUGUAGACUUGUGUUUCACUUGUUGCUCUAGUCCAGCUGGAAUGAGUGAGCAAGGCAUCCUUCUCUCUAAAUCUUCUGACCACCACUACCUUUCAUGAAGUGCUAUCAGCUUUUCCCAUGCACUGCCCAAAGCCUUCAAGAGAAAUGUACUCACCCCAAGUUACAUUCUGCAUUUUCAAGGACAUUUUCAGUACUAUCCCUAUUUCAGGUGAUGCUGUUGCUACCCUAAGCCCCAGGAAAGACAUGAACCAGACCCUCAAGUCAUAUUCCAUUAAGAGUUACUUCGGACCACCCAGGUUCUCACCAUAACUCAGUGUUUUGCAGGCUCUGAGGAAUUUAUUCUCUCAUGGUAACUGUUCUUGGAGAUACAGAAAGACUGAGGCCCAAAGAGAAAGACCCAAAAGGAGACUUGAAUGGGAUUUAGGCAGCUAAAUGACAGUCCUAAAAGCCUUUGUCACAUGCUUCGUAUUCCUGAAAGUGCCUAACCACUAUUCAGCAGUAAGGUUCCCUACAUGCCUUUUCCUCCUCUAGUCUUCAGCACCUCAGGAGCCAGAGCUCCUUUGCAGAAGGAGGGCAACCUGUGUACAGUUCCCUUCUCAGCAUUCUCCACCUCCCUGGGAAAUUCUUCCAAGAGUAGGAAGGAUAUGGCACCCAGCUAUAUAGAGCCAUCUUUGCUAAGUACAGCCUCAGCCCAGAAGAGAAGCAAGAUGGAAGACUUAAACUGAAUAUGUGAUUUCUUAUCAACUAAUUUAACCAAACAGACAUCCUGUUCUCUGCGGGUUCAGUUCCUAAGACCCGAUUCUGCAGCGCUUUUGACAGGGAGCCUUCGGUAACUAAUGCAGGGUAGCGGAUGCAAAAAUGUGUCAAAGAUAGUUGUUUAGUCAGCAGUUCUGUAUAGGCACACUAGCGUGGCAGAGUUUUGGAUAAAUUUCCCUCAAAGUUUAAAGAAAUUUUAUUUUCUUGCUUUCACAAAAAGCUCACAAUAAGAAUUUAUUUUCUGAGGCCUACACAAUGAUCAGAAUGGACUUAACUUGUGUUAACAUUUCACUUGUGUCACCAUAGCACACUCGAUUUUUGCAGCUUCACCCGUUAAAAUAUUUUGUGUCAGAAUCAGACGCAAACACCAUUCCACCUCACCUCAGAGAUGUCAGCCGUUGUUUCCAUACUUUUUUCCUACCUUUGUUUCAUUUACACGGGGAUGUUAUUUUUACAUUCUUGUGGUCCCAUAUACUUAUAAGUAAUAUGCAACAUUUCCAAUUUAACAUCAAGCAUUGGUUUUUUGAAAGGGAAACAUAAAAUAAAUGAGGAAAAAAAUUGAGAAAAACUUUCCUUAAAACAAGGUGGGUGAGGAAGAAAAAGGAAAGUGCCAUUCUCUUCCUCAUAAACUGUACGCUGAAAAUACUUGACUUAAGAAGGUAACAAUAAGUAAUACUUGAGUUUAUUUUGAAAUUUUUUAAUUAGCAUCAGUGUCUUGGGCAGCAAAUCUGGCUCAUAAGGGCAUGAUUUGUAUUAAGCAGAGAGAUACCCAGAUUAAAAUCUCAGAUCCCCAAUUACAGCAUCAUUUGAAAUAAUAACCUGAAUCAAGUACUCCCCUGCAAAUAAUUUCUAACUAGGUUCUGGUCCAAACCAAUAUUGUGUACCCUCACAUUUUGCUGUUCUGAAUUUGGAACUGAUUUUUGUAGGUUGGGGAUUUUUUUUUUCUUGUUUUUUAAAGGAAAUUAAUUAAAAUUGAAUUGUUAGUGAAAAUCAUCUGGGUCAGUCCUUGGUUCCUGGUGCCUCAAUGGAGAAGCAGUAUUUUUUUUAACGGAAAGGUGACAGAUUCUAAGGACAGCCUGAACACAAAGCUCACCAGAACAAAUACAUACACGGAUUUGCUCAACCGGGAAGCGACAUUACCCGUCUCUGACGAAGGCUCUCACCAGCCAUUUGCACUUGCUGCCGGAAGGACCACACAGUAGCAGAGAAAGAAGUGGGUAGCAGCAGAAGGCUACUGUAAGGAUGGUUCCAUGUGCCACCAUAUGCUGGAGGAAGACUUAGGAAAAAUAAUUGAAGCAUUUGCCCAAAAACCAGAGUUGCUGUGAAAUCGGGACUUAACCACUCUUACCAAAGACUCUUCUUAUUCAAGAAUCUCCGAAAAUUAUACACAUCCUAUUACAAAGCAGAGAUUGGCAAUGGAGGAACUUUAGGAGGGCGACCAGUGCUGUGAUGUCAGGAGAGCUUUUGGAAAUGGAGGUGGCAUGGAGACCAGGGAGAAGAAAUGCAGGUGGCAUAAAAUUGGUAGAGCGCUGGCCAUAUUUAAUAAGCCACUGUAAAGACACCAUCUUCUUCCUUCUUUCUCUUUUUUUUUUUAACCUCUGGAAAUCUCUGAGAUCUUUUGGAUUCUGUUGUGAGAGGUCAUGACAGAAAGAU
Egretta garzetta (little egret) is the source of this 3950-nucleotide messenger RNA. It is a transcript of the gene NT5DC1, whose product is annotated as 5'-nucleotidase domain containing 1. NCBI's taxonomy places the organism in Eukaryota, Metazoa, Chordata, Aves, Pelecaniformes, Ardeidae. The transcript has 14 exons. The record is from RefSeq and is a predicted model, not a curated record. The coding region runs from base 1 to 1422 and encodes 473 amino acids. Gene Ontology annotation, molecular function: 5'-nucleotidase activity.